This is a messenger RNA of Sitophilus oryzae (rice weevil), 606 nucleotides long. RefSeq lists its product as uncharacterized. The record is from RefSeq and is a predicted model, not a curated record. Bases 1 to 606 code for a protein of 201 amino acids. The transcript has a single exon. Lineage: Eukaryota; Metazoa; Arthropoda; Insecta; Coleoptera; Curculionidae.
AUGAGAUUGGAUUUUUUGUUGGAUAUACUGAAGAGUAAAAAGGCUACCGAAUUUGGAAAUUGGACAACAAUGGAAAUUCAAGUGGAAAUUCACAGAGAUGUUGUUUUUAUUCCAGAGGAUGGAGAGCAUAAUAAUGACAAAUAUAGGAAUGAGAAAGAUAAUGAACUUCUUUCUCUAAAUCUUGAUCUCGAUGCUGAUCCUGAGCCUGAUAUUGAUCCAGAACUUGAAAAUAUUCAUGAACCAGAGAAUGACUUAUCCGAUAUUAAUUUUGAUAACUCAAAUGAAAUCAGAGAAAGUACUUUAGAAGAAAAAAUAGGUAGAAGACCAGGAAGAAGAGAAAUGAGAAAACCGAAGAAAUACGAGGACUACGAAAUUAAUUUUGUAGCUAUUCAUAAAAGUGAAGAACCUACAAAUUACGAGGAAGCUAUGGCAAGUAACGAUUCAGAAAAAUGGAAGCAUGCGAUGGAAGAAGGGAAGAAAGCAUUGGAAGAAAAUGAAACAUGGUACGCGGACGAAAGUGUCAGUGAUAGUGAGGUCAUUGAGUGCAAGUGGGUUUACAGAAAGAAAAGAGACGAAAAAGGACAAAUAGUAAGUUUGCCCUCUUAG